This is a messenger RNA of Drosophila willistoni, 412 nucleotides long. RefSeq names its product prunin 1 Pru du 6.0101. NCBI's taxonomy places the organism in Eukaryota, Metazoa, Arthropoda, Insecta, Diptera, Drosophilidae. The record is from RefSeq and is a predicted model, not a curated record. The coding region runs from base 16 to 315 and encodes 99 amino acids. The transcript has 2 exons.
GAGCAGUCCAACAAAAUGAAAUUUCUGACAAUUGUAGUUAUUUUUGUGGCCUCAUUGUCCCUGGCAAUGGCUCAAUUUGGACUAUUUGGUGAAGUCAUUCGUGAUCUAGAAGGUGGCUUCCAACAGCAACAACAGCAACAACAAAGUGGUGGUGGCCAACAGCAGCAGCAACAGGAGGAAGGUGUUGUUUUUCGUGGUCCUUUUGGCGGUAGCGUUGAGUUCUUUGACGGACAACAACAAGAACAGCAAGGCGGUGGCUUUGGCGGUCAACAACAGCAACAGCAACAGCAAGGAGGCUUUGGAUUCUUCAGAUGAAUCGCAUGAUGGAAAAUUGGGUUUGGAAGUAAAUUCAUGGCCAUAAAUCUAGUCGUAAAAAAUGUAAUACUUCUGAAAAUAAAGAAAUGAAAGUUCC